CUGUGGUUUCCACCAUCACCCGGCAGGUCCAGGCUUGGCUGCUCGUUGACUCCCGUAACUGUCAACCCUCGAAGCUUGAUGCUUUUGGGGCUCCAUCCUGAGAUUCACCACAUUAAAAUCAUCUAAACGCAUCCUCCGCUCCGCUCACGUUGUUCACCAAAGCGCACGUCCAGAAUGGCUUUCCAGUACCCGGCCGCUUUCCGUGACGAGGCCGUAGUGGACGACUAUCAUGGGAACAAGGUUCCGGACCCGUACAACUGGCUGGAAGACCCGGACAGCGAGAAGACACAGGCGUUUGUCACGGCUCAGAACCAGCUGACCCUGCCCUUCCUGGAGAGCUGUGAGGUGCGCGACCUGUUCAAGGAGCGGAUGACGGAACUGUACGACUACCCCAAAUACAGCUGUCCUUUCAAGAGGGGGAAGAGGUACUUUCACUUCUACAACACGGGCCUCCAGAACCAGAGUGUGAUGUACGUGCAGGAAAACCUGGAAGCUGAACCCACCGUCUUCCUGGACCCAAACACUUUCUCUGAUGAUGGAACUGUUGCCUUGCGAGGUUACGCUUUCUCGGAAGACGGCGAGUACCUGGCCUACGGCACGAGCGCCAGUGGUUCAGACUGGGUGGAGAUUCACUUCCUCAAGGUCGAGGGGGCAGCGCCUCUCCCGGACCGUCUGCAGCGGGUCAAGUUCAGCUGCAUGUCCUGGACGCACGACGGAAAGGGUCUUUUCUACAACUCCUACCCCGACCAAGAGGGCAAGAGCGAUGGCACAGAGACGUCCACAAACCUCCACCAGAAGCUCUUUUUCCACGUGUUGGGGACUCCGCAGUCUGAGGACGUGCUGUGCGCCGAGUUCCCCGACCACCCCAAGUGGAUGAGCGGAGCGGAGGUGUCGGAUGACGGGCGCUAUGUGCUGCUGUCCAUCAGCGAGGGUUGCGAUCCGGUCAACAGACUGUGGUACUGCGACCUGAACACCACGCCUCAGGGGAUCACAGGACUUCUGCCGUGGGUGAAACUCAUCGACAACUUUGACGCUGAGUACGAGUACGUGACGAACGAGGGCACCGUCUUCACCUUCAAGACCAACCUGGACGCCCCGCGGUACCGGCUCAUUGACAUCGACUUCGCCAGCCCGGACCAGGGCAACUGGAAGGAGCUGAUUCCUCAGCACGACAAAGACGUGAUCGUCUUCGCCACCUGCACGCACUCCAGCUUCCUGUUUGUGUGUUUCCUCCACGACGUGAAGAACGUGCUGAAGAUGUACCGGCUCAGUUCCGGGGAGGAGCUGAAGACCUUUCCGCUGGAUGUGGGUUCUGUGGUGGGCUUCACUGGACGCAAGAGGGAUUCGGAGAUCUUCUACUACUUCACCUCCUUCCUCUCGCCAGCCAUCAUUUAUCACUGCGACCUGACCAAGGAGCCGCUGCAGCCCCAUGUCUUCAGAGAGGUCACCGUCAAAGGCUUCGACCCCUCGGACUAUCAGACCACCCAGAUCUUCUACACGUCCAAGGACGGAACUCAGGUGCCCAUGUUCAUCGUCCACAAGAAGGGCAUCAAGCUGGACGGCUCUCACCCGGGCUUCCUCUACGGAUACGGAGGCUUCAACAUCUCCAUCACGCCGAGCUACAGCGUCUCUCGCCUCAUCUUCGUGCGGCACUUGGGAGGGGUCCUGGCCGUCGCCAAUAUCCGAGGGGGCGGGGAGUACGGAGAGACCUGGCACAAAGCGGGGAUGCUGGCCAACAAACAGAACUGCUUCACAGACUUCCAGUGCGCGGCCGAGUACCUGAUCAAGCAGGGCUACACGUCCGCGUCCAAGCUGACCAUCAACGGAGGCUCCAACGGGGGGCUGCUGGUCGCGGCGUGCGUGAACCAGCGGCCUGAGCUAUUUGGGUGCGCCGUGGCCCAGGUGGGUGUCAUGGACAUGCUCAAGUUCCACAAGUUCACCAUCGGCCACGCCUGGACCACCGACUUCGGCUGCGCGGAGAAGACGGAUCAGUUCGACUGGCUCAUCAAGUACUCCCCUCUACACAACAUCCGAGUCCCUGAAGGCAACGGGGUCCAGUACCCGGCCGUGCUUCUCCUCACCGGCGACCAUGACGACCGCGUGGUCCCCCUCCACUCCCUGAAAUACAUCGCCACCCUGCAGCACGUGGUGGGCCGCAGCACCAAGCAGACCAACCCGCUCUUUAUCCUGGUGGACACCAAGUCGGGCCACGGCGCCGGCAAACCCACCAGCAAGGUGAUCCAGGAGGUGGCCGACACCUAUGCCUUUAUCGCUCGCUGUCUCAACAUCUCCUGGGUCCAGUAGCAAGCGCCUCAGAACUACGACGGCUUUUAAGGGGCGGGGCUUUUCGCCAACACUGGUGAGGUGCGAGUGACGGCUCCAGUGUUAUUUAUUCACCUGCGACUGGAGCAGUGCUGCCGUGAGUUUUUCUACCUCGUGACUUGUGCUGGCGGUUUGCAAGGGAGCGCAGAAGAAUCGCUGAAAAACAAUAAAGUUGCAUUUUUAAUCAACUU
Messenger RNA from Synchiropus splendidus (mandarinfish), 2513 nucleotides. RefSeq names its product prolyl endopeptidase (gene prep). Gene Ontology annotation, cellular component: cytosol. Gene Ontology annotation, biological process: proteolysis. Gene Ontology annotation, molecular function: serine-type endopeptidase activity; oligopeptidase activity. NCBI's taxonomy places the organism in Eukaryota, Metazoa, Chordata, Actinopteri, Syngnathiformes, Callionymidae. The record is from RefSeq and is a predicted model, not a curated record. The transcript is spliced from 13 exons. Bases 175 to 2304 code for a protein of 709 amino acids.